Molecule: messenger RNA, 1411 nt
Organism: Seriola dumerili (greater amberjack)
Lineage: Eukaryota; Metazoa; Chordata; Actinopteri; Carangiformes; Carangidae
Gene: ccdc34
Product: coiled-coil domain-containing protein 34-like
Exons: 7
Coding region: 104-1111 (335 amino acids)
Source: RefSeq, a predicted model, not a curated record
UGGGAAACGAAGUUGCUAACAAAUCAGUUGCAAAAGUGGAGAAAGACACGAGAACUACAGCGACACUUUUCUUCAAGUAUACGCCCAAAGACAUCGGUUUGUAAUGUCGACAGGGAGGAUGCCGAAAGGUCCUGCUUCUGCACACGAGGGCUUCAGUUCGACCCCCGUCAAGACCAGCCGGGGGAAAAUCUUGCACACUUCCAGACACUUGGACGAGGAAGUCGUAUCCGACGACGAAGACACAUUUUCCCUGCUUUCUCCCAUCUAUCAUGACAGCUUUGACAGCGAUGAAGAGGACCUGGAGCCAAGCCCAGCUCAGCAGACUUCUCCCAGGCCGAGCGAAAACUCCGGACGUAGCGUUUCACCAGUCAGAUGUGAGCUACCUAAAACACAGCAGAUGUUCAGCGUUGCCCUGCAGCCAGCAGCCUCACCUAGUCUGAGUGCAUGGGAAAUGUGGCUGGUGAACAAAGCCAAAGAGGACCGGCUCAAAUUGGAAAAGAAAGCAGAAGAGGAGCGCCUACUCAAAGAAAAGACAAAACAGCAAGAAAGGGAACAGGAACGGAAAAAGAUUGUCAUGGAAGAGAAGAUUCACGAAUGGCUUAAGUUGAAAAAAGAACAGGAGAAGCAUGAGCAGCUUGUAAAACAGAGCAAAGAGGAGGAGGAGAUACAGAGACGGUUGGAAAAACAGAGGCAGAUUGAACAGAAAGCUCAGCAGAAGUACAAAGACUGGCUGCAGAAGAAGAACCAAGAAAAAAUAGAAAAAGAAAAGAAGGAGAAAGAGGAAGCAGCCCUGAAGGAAGAGCAGGAGAAGGAGCGCCGCAAGAGGGCAGAGGAGAGGUUUAAGGAAUGGCUGGCAAAAACCAAUGAAAAAAGCAGAGGAAGUCCAAAAUCACAUAGCUACCCAACAAGUCCCUAUGACAAAUCCUACCCAUCACCCAGCUUCUACAAUCCGAUCCCAUGGAAACCGAUUCACGUCCCUCCUCCAGAAACAUCACUGAGUAAGACGUCUGGCAAGAAACCUCAGAAACAGAGAAAAAGCCAACAAAGCCCCAGCACUGCUUUUAGACUCAGAAACACUGUGAGAACAGCACAAUUGCUGCAGAGGAGAUGACAAAGCAGACUGACGUCUGUGACUUCAUCUCGACUCAUUCAAACCACCACAAGUCUUGAACAGACGCUCUGAUGUGUCACAGAAGUAUUUCUGUUCUCUUAUAUGGCUGCAGUAAUGCAGUACAUGUACUAAUUUUCAUUAUUGUAUUUGAUUUAUAUACUGGAGGAACUUGUAAUGAUGUACUAACUCCAAUUUAAUGUCUAAAUGUUCAGGUUUUAGAAUGUUCACACAGAUACAGAUGUUCAUAGUUUAUAACUUGUUAUUACUUAGGUUGUGAUGGCUACAUGCACAUUUAAAAGC